This is a messenger RNA of Homarus americanus (American lobster), 13185 nucleotides long. RefSeq lists its product as uncharacterized. The transcript is spliced from 8 exons. Bases 94 to 2040 code for a protein of 648 amino acids. The record is from RefSeq and is a predicted model, not a curated record. Lineage: Eukaryota; Metazoa; Arthropoda; Malacostraca; Decapoda; Nephropidae.
ACGACACGCGGCUGCUCACGCGGCCCCGCGGCUCCAGCCAACCACUAGUGCUCAUGGGAAGUUUGUGUCGAGCACUCACUUCAUAUCUUUAUCAUGUGUUUUAUACUUACACACAUUAUUUGUCUAGUUAUUGUAUCUUUAUCAUCAUGUACAGAUUUGGCAGCUGUGUACAAAAAGGAUAUUCUCCUCAUUCGUGAUGUGGACAAAAUUACUCCAAAAUGGCCACUGGAAUGGGAAUCUCUUUCGUUGUCCCUCCCAAAGAACCUGUACUACCCUCUAGGUCUGGCUCAUGACCCACACACCAACCGGCUCUUUGUGGCUGAUGCCUUGCAUAGAGAUACCAAAAUCUUUUCUCUGUCAUUUGAGUCAAAUUACAAGGUGGAGGCCAUGCAUUCUGUAGUCAAGGCUUCUGGUAUAACAGUGAUGGAAGGUCUGUCAUAUGAUCCCACAUCACAGCAACUGUAUUGGACUAACUCUUCCAAUGGUGGUAUUUACAAGACCUUAAUCCCGACUGAACUUGUGGACGAUGUUGCAUUAGAGCCCAAACUUGUGCAUCGUUCUACCAACGUCAUGGACCCUCGUGGGAUAGCUAUUGAUUAUUGUGAUGAACAGAUGUACUGGAGUGAGAGAGGUGGGUCCAAAAAAGUCCCCAGUAGUGUGAAUAAAUUGGACCUGAAAGAAAAUGUGCAUAAAGUUAUUCAGCAAGACAACGAGAUGAAUAUCUAUUAUCAGGGCCUAACCUACGACAUCAGACGGAGAAAACUUGUUUGGGCAGAGACCGUUGGAGACAAAUUUGAUGAUAAAAGCCAAUGCCACUUUGUCAGCCUAGCCAAUGGGGUAAAGGAACCUCAGGAGCUUUUCAACUUUGAAAAUUGUUUCCCAUAUUCUGUAGCAAUUGGUGACGAGUAUAUAUAUUGGGCAGAUUGGAGCCAGCAGGGUAUUAUGCGGGCAUCACUUAUUGACCCCAAGGAUGUUGUGAAGCUUGUCCAUACCCCUGCUGUUGGUGUCGAAAGCAAUAAGCGUCAUGGUGUUUAUGGUCUUGCACUGUUAAAUGACCUCACUGAAGAAUCUACCACGGAUUUAUGUACAGAUACAAGCAAGAUAAAUUACGAGAAGCAAAUUGAUAAAUUAAGAUUCCAGGGGCCUGGAACUGAAAAAUUAUCCCCUGAACCUUUAGAUGUGGAAUCACCUGUAGAGAGAACCAAUGAUGAUGGUGGACACAGCACAGAUUCUGUAGAUGUGGAAUCACCUGUAGAGAGAACCAAUGAUGAUGGGCAUAGCUCAGAUUCUGUAGAUGUGGAAUCACCUGUAGAGAGAACCAAUGAUGAUGGUGGAUACAGCACAGAUUCUGUAGAUGUGGAAUCACCUGUAGAGAGAACCAAUGAUGAUGGUGGAUACAGCACAGAUUCUGUAGAUGUGGAAUCACCUGCAGAGAGAACCAAUGAUGAUGGUGGAUACAGCACAGAUUCUACAGUGACUUCCAUGAGCUCUGCAGAGAAUAAUGUAGAAAUAGUAAUAGAUCACCAUGUUAUAAAGAAUGAACCAAAAUUAGGAGAAGUUGAACCAGAAACUGAAGUUCCACUCAGGGCCCCCACCUCUAUACACACAAACAAGCUGAAGGUCAAUGCAGAAAUAUGUAAUAAAGAGAAGUUACUUUGGAUUAUUGCGGUGCUGUCUGUGGUUUGUGUAUCAUUCAUGGCUUCAACCUUUUUCCUUCUGGUGAAAAUGUCCUGUCAGCAGAGUAGAAGGGAAGCAGCACCUGCUCCCACUCAAGUAACUCGACAAGUGAAGCGAUUUGGUCCCAAGAAGCGAUAUGGUUCAGGGAAUAAGUCGGGAAUUAAUGGAACAUCACCAUGCUCUGGGUUAUCUAGUAGUGAUGGCGUCAGCAUCAAUAUUGAAGAUUGCUGUCAGAUGACUAUGUGUGAAACUCCAUGCUAUACCAGUAUGAAACGAGAAGGAAAAGGGUACAAGAUAUCUGAAAACCAUCUCAUCAGAUGUGAAGAUAAAAAGGGCCUCUUAGAUGAUUGUGGAGACAUCUGAAAUUUAUAGAUGUUUUAAAAUUGAGAAUUCACAGUGGAAAUGAGUCCACUGUGCUGGUACACAAAUGGAAACUUAAUUGAAAGGUUAUUUCAGGUGAGUUGUGUACAGAUCAAAGGCUGUGAUAUUACCUUGACUCUGGUCAGGGUUCUGCAAAGAUGUACAUGGUUAUGGUGGUCAGAGUAUGUUGUUCAUUUGUUAAGUUCAUUGUUGUGCAUAGCAUUAUUUUUUAUUUCAUAUUUCAUUGGUAAUUGUUGGAACAGAUAUGCAAGUGAAACCAUUUCUGAAUAUGUUGAGUAUCUUUAACUGAUCAUAGUAGCAGGUACUUCUCCAUAAUACCCAAUACUAUACCCAGUGAACUACAGUACAGCAUCUCUCCUGUCAGUUGUAAAAUACAGGGUACUGAUAAAAAUUAACUACAGUACAGUAUAUUAAAGGAGACAAAUUACUAGGCAAAACAGUGCAGUGUGUAUAUAUAUAUAUAUAUAUAUAUAUAUAUAUAUAUAUAUAUAUAUAUAUAUAUAUAUAUAUAUAUAUAUAUAUAUAUAUAUAUAUAUAUAUAUAUAUAUAUAUAUAUAUAUAUAUAUAUAUAUAUAUAUAUUCCAUUUGCUCAGUAAUGCCUCCUUUUUCCAUAGAAACACCUUACUAUCGCAACUUAAGUAUUUUCAUCUGGCUAGCUCUAGACGAUCACACACUUAGCUGAGUAAAAUCAGUCGGUAUUGUCAGAGUUACUCUGCAUUGUAAUCUCUCAACUGAUAUACACUUUCCCUCUUCACCUCUAGUAACACAUCCCCCACCCCACGCACACAUACUUGCACACCUCCACUCUCCCUCCUGCUCACUAGCGAAUGCUUCGAAUUUACACUUCAGAGUUCGGGGUUCACACCCCAUUUAAAGAGAGCACUGGCAAUGCUAAGUGAUAAAUGCAGGAGUGGAGCCAACUGUAUGUGCACAGUACAGUAGAACCUCGAUAAAUUGGACUAAUUGGGGCAGACCCCAGUCCAAAAAAAGUGAAUAUAUGGGGUGGGGGGGAUUUUUAUUUGUAUUUUUUGGUAUUUCUGGUGACCAGAACAUCUCAAGAGUCUGAAAAAAGCGAAUUCCGAUAUAUUUAACUCCGAUUUAUCGAGGUUUUACGGUAGUACUAUAUUUGGAAGCUUCAUCUCCUAAUUGCUACUAUCCUCACCCUGGUCAAAGAGGUUUAAUAAAAUACAGUAGCCUCACAUAGGCAUCAUCUUAAGUUUUACUGACACACCUUACUUCAUUUGAUUAAGCGCUUCAAUUUUCAUAAUAAUUGGCACAUACAGUAUACUGUAAUUCUAAAUGAUUUUCAUUCAUGAUGGAUACUGUACUUAAAAAUGUGAUGGUUAACAGAAAAUGUAAGAUUUAUUGUUGAACAAAAAGACAGACAUUGUUAAAAUCCAACUGUGUUGCUUUACUUUUCGUGCUAGAUGGCAUGUAGUUCAUUUUCCUUCUUGUAGCAGGUGUAACUGAAAUACUGAGUAAUGUACUGUAUGGCGUGUGUUACUGUUGUGUUGAGGUAGGAAUGGUAUCCAAUUUUUAUCCUCUACAGUGUAGAGACUACACCAUAUUCCAACCCAUAUACAGCUCCACUUUUACAAUAGAAAUAUAAAUCAAAUUAAUUAAUACCUAAAAGUUGCCCUAUCUUUGAUGCACUUGAUAAACUAUUAGUAAAUAUUCAUCAUUUGCUCCAAGUUGACAUGGCACAGUGUUACCAUAUAGGAUGAGACUAGAGAAAGUCUACAGGUGAGAUGUCAGGGUCCAUUAAGAGUUACGUGCCAGUAGCUGGAUAGUGUUGUGUUUAGGUCUGGGUGAGAUUAAGAUGGGUAAAGUCAUGUGUUUUUGAGGAAGGAGGUUAGGCUACUCAUUAAGUAACCUGGUGCUGGUGGCAUGUAGCAGCUAGAAGGUGGCUAGUUAGGUCCCACAGUCUGCCUCCCAUGUGACCACCUCCAUGGUCUAUGUGGUGAUGGAGCAUUUGUGCAAGCUCACAAUCUGGAUGUACAUAAAUGUGUGAGUGUGUGCAUAUAAGAAUGUUUGUGUUUAUAGGAGUGUACAUGCUUAUAAGUGUUUGUGCAAAAGACUGCAUGUGUGUAAGAUUAGGUGAAUAUAUCUCUAAUGUACAGUAUGUGUAUUUAUACAGUACAUUUGUAUAUUGUAGUGUGUAUGAUUAAGUGUAGAUGAGGUUGUAAUUGAGUUGAUGCAAAUAUGUGUGUGUAUCCAAAUGAGUGUGUGUGCUUGUAUGAAUAUUGUUGUAAAGCAGUACAGUUUGUGUGUUUUAAGACUUUUUGUGCAAAUCUGUCAGUGUGUGUACAAUGUACAUGUGUGUUAUGUAUGUAUGAGUAUUUGUGUGUGUUGUUUGGUAUACAGUAUUUGUAAUGGGAGAUGUCAACUGCUACUCACCACUGUCAAGCAGCCAUCCAUUAUGCAGGACAUGAGACCACCACCACAGGUUGCCUUCUCUGACUAUUGCCCCACCACAUCACAUGGCAUCUCUCAAUCCACUACCCAUGGACUCAUGUUUGUUUUCCUUGACAGUGAAUCACAAUCUUGUAUGUAGGAUGUAUUACUGAGGGUAUACUGUAAUUGUUGCGAAGUGAAUGUGUAGUUAAGAAGUCUCACUAUAAUUUCAGUGCUAUUUUGGGACAUUAUUUUUGUGCUUUAGCCGAAGUUAAACAUCUAAUCAUAUUUUAUAUCCUUAAUUAUGAAGAAUAUUCACCAUAUUACCCUUUACACAUCUAAUAUUUGGUGUAGCUUUACUGAACUUUGGAGUUCUUUCUGAUUUAAGCCGAAUUUUAAUUUUUUUCUUCAAAUUUUGCAGAUUAUUUAGCACCUUAGGCCAUUUGAUUGAAUUGUAAGCAUUGCUCUGGUCAACUGCCUAAUGUCUCUGGCCAGUGUGUGCUUUGUGAUUGAUGAAAUAUGGUGUCACCCACAAAAAUAAUGUCCUUUUUGAAUUGGUAUGAUAUCAAACAAGGAAUUUUGGCUAUUACUGUAUGUAUAUACAUACAAACUAAAAGGUGAGCUUGACAAGGAGUUGGGGGUAUUUCACUAGCUGCUUAGUGUAAAGAAUCUGGAAAUCAACACCUGUCUGAUUCAUGAAUACAUCACAGAACCCAUAGUGUGUUAACCUUUUGACAUUAAACACUUUACUGUAUUCAGAAAUUGGCAAUAAUAUUCAUAUACUGUACUGUACUACUGUACUUUAAAAAAAAGUUAUAUCAGAAAACUGUUUUCAUCCCAAGUUCCAUUGUGGAAUGGUGUUAUAACUGUACCUGUUAAUACCACCAGGCCAUAACAUCUCCUCUACCAGGGCCCCCCAGGCCUUCAUGUGCAAUAUUAUUAAACUGGAAUUUACAGCUAAAUCCCCAGCCAACUUUUGGCUUGAUAAUUAUUAAUUGAAUGAUUAAAAAAUGAAUUUGUCACCAUGUUCCCAUAUUUUAGAUUAAUGGAGCUACUGUGUACUGCAUAACAUUUACAGUACAGUCAGCCCUUUUCCAAUGCAUAUUCCUCCAAUGUAGAUUCGCUUAUAAAGUACUGUAUAUGCAAAAAUAAUUGCAACCAAUUAUUUGCUGAAUGCAGAAAAUUUUAGUAUACUGUACAGUAUGUGGUACAAUGUGUGUGCUCUUGUACUUUCUAGAUCUGUCACCUUCCCCUCAUUGUGUCUCACACUUGCACUCCUGCUCUCUCCCUCUCGUGUAUGCUGUAGUCACACUAAUCUAUUUUGUCUCGAGUAUAUAAAAGAUUUUGUGUGUACGUAAUAAUCAGGGAAUCUACUCUGCUGUGUUCACCCAAUCCUAUUAGUUCCUCCAAUGUGGAUUUGCUAAAUACGACGUUUUCGAGCAACCUAACCCCAGCGUUGGAGAAUGGCUUACAAUAAUUAAAAAUUAAAAUUCCACAAUUACAAAGGAUAAAAUGGUAAUCUGUGUAGUAUAUCAGACCCACAAGAAUGCAAGACAUGUGUCUGGUGAAUUUCUGUUGUGUAAGUGCAGCAAGUGACCCUAUGUCAUCCUUCCCCUUGUACUGGUGUUGUGAUUUGAGAUCAGAAUGAAUAAUGACCUCUGAAAUUACUGCAUUUCCUGGGUGGAAGUUUCUGUAUACAGUAAUAUGUCUGGUAUAUGCUUCUUGGCCAUCACUAGCAUGUGUUGUUUAUUUUAUAUUCUAGUCUCCAUUUUAUUAUUUAUUUAUUCAAUCAGUUAGGGGAUUUUGUUUCCUAUGUUUUUGGCAAGUUUGUGUGGUCUAGUAUGAAUAGAAUAAUUUUUUAUUUUUUGUUAUGUCAAUUGUCAGGUUGUAAUGAGGUUCAAAAGUGCUCCAAGCUACAGGACCAAGUUGUGUAUCAGUUGGCUCAUUCACCUCAUAAUAGCCAAGGGAUAAAGCGACUCAUCAAGGGAGUGGGAUAUACCUGUACUGUACUGCCAACUUGUCUAUCCUAUGAUGAUGAUGACACUCGCCCAUCACAAUUAUCCUAUACUUGUACUCCAGUAACAGGCUUUUAAAGAGCUACAAGGGAAACAUGGCUAUGAGAUAUGAGCUGAAAUAUGAGUACUAUACAGUAGUAUAUUUUUAUGUCGGUAUUCUAUUUGUGUUUGAGUUAGAAUGAAAUGUAAACAUAAUGUAAAUACAGUACUGUAAACUGAAUGACUUAUGACACUAAUUCAGAUACAAUGUACCAACUGUAACAUACAGGUAUUUGUUCUUAAUUUGUUCAUGGAUGAAGAUUGUUACUCACUUUAUAGAAAAGGAAUAAUUAAACAUUUUAAUACAGUAUCUAUAUUUAUAGAUACAAUAUGUGAAGUACAGUACUGUACUGGUAUCUGUUUAAUACAGUAAACUCUCGAAGAUUCGGACCCGGGAAAUCCGGAUUUCGGAAGAUCUGGACAAAAAUUUUGGGGGUUCCGGGCUAAGAAGCCUCCUAGAAAUUUCCCCAAGAAACAUUCCCAAACCAGAGCAAAGAACAUUUUAGGCCCGUGGGCGCUGCUUGACCCAUCAGUUGCUUGGACACAGGUGCCUGAGGAGGUGGGAAACAUAAACACAGUUGACAAUUGUAGCUUGUGGGAAUAUUAUUUCAUUCACUCUAGUAAUGCUACAAUGUUUCUUAUUAUGUCAUCAUAGGUAAAUACAUGGUUUACAUACGGUAAUUUGUUUAGCACUACAAUAGUACUGUAUUUUUGUUUUUCUUACAUCAUUUAUUAUUCGCCGAAAAUCCGGACAAUCAGCUUUUCCGGAUAGGUGGUCCCCCCCUUAGUCUGGAUCUUCGAGGGUUCAUUGUAAUAUAUUGUUGGAUAUACUUUAUGGUCAGUACUAGUCAUUUACUAAUGAAAAUUGAUAACCUUAUUUUUAAUUAUAUGCAUAAAUUUCAUAUCUUGGGAACACAACUGUAACCACAGGAACUGCCUUGUUACAAAAAUUUUGAUUUAGAGAUACUGUAUUUAUAUUUUUUUAAAUGUCAACAAUUGAAUGUUAUGACAUCUCUAUUACAGUACCUGUACAUGAUAAGCUUUGUAAUAGUUUUGAGAAACAUUUGUAAUUAAUCCUUAUUGAAAUACCUUUUGCUUGUACUGUAUAGUCACUGAAAAAGGUCCUCUCAGUCCUCCGUCUCACCCCAUGAACCCUGAGACUCAUAAACCUAUGAAUCCAAGACAUCACAUAAAUGACACACUGAGCCUAACAGUGUCUGGUGUCUCUGAUUCACGAGUCUCGGAGUUCAUGGAUGGGACAGGACUUAUAUCCGUGACUACAUUUUGUUUUUUUUGCAGACUUAAUCUCUUGUUAAUACAGUACUGUGUAUGUAUACAGAUAUGCCUAUCAGUGUAUGUACAGUAUAUCUAUAUGCUUACAUAUGUAUUUAUACUUACACAAAAGCUGUAUAUCAUAAUGGCUGUGAUCUACCUCAUAUAAGAGUUUUGGCUUUAUUGGAUACGAUAGUUUUUCCUUUUUUUUUCAUAUUAUUGAUGAAAACUAGUUAUUACAGAGAUGGCAAAAAAAUUAAAAUGUCUUGUAUUAAUAUUGUCAUUAAAUACAUGAAAACAUUUCUGGGAAGUGAUAUAAAGGACGUGAAGGGGGGGACUUUAUUUUAUAAAUUCUUUUUAUUUUUAUCAGGUGAGAGGUUAAUACGAUCUUAGUCAACUUAAAGUAUUAGAUCUAUCAGCUACUCAUAUCAUAUUUUAACUUCUGAUUUAUCUUCAGAGCGAGAAAUAACUUGUAAAGUUACAUCACACAUUAAAGUCCAGUAAACAUAAGUGUAAUCGAACAAGAUAAAAAUGCAUAUCCUAAGCGAGUGUUGCAUUACAAGUUGAUCCAAGAGCACUGCCAGGUGAAAUAUGAUGCUUUACUUCUAUUUUUCACUUGUAAAAUUAGUUAAAUAUGAUAAAAUCAUCACCUCUGGUUCAUUCCUCCACCCUCACACAUGUAUAUCUUGAAGGUAAAAAUGUGCUGAGUGUUUUAGCUUUAAAGCACAAAUGCAUUUUUCUUUAUUGUGCGUCUGCAUAACACAUGUAUGGUAUCUUUGUGUGCCAAAGCAGGCUUAGAAUUUAUGUACACUGUCUUCCUAUGUAUGGGCAGCUUCCUACUUACAUGCAUUAUCUAUAUACAGUAUUGGGUAUCGGUUAAUAAAGCAUGGUUUGAAAAGUACCGUAUACUAAAAUAAAAAAUUCUGCAUUCACAAUGAAAUACUUAACAAAUGUUUCAGGUCCAAAAUUAUUACAUGGACUAAGAAAUGACAGUCAUCUUCCUCAGUUAAAAUUUUUGGUUAAUUGUCUUGGUGUAUUGGUGUCCCAAAGGGUUUAGUGUGAACAAAGUAUUGAAUCUCAAAUUUUCCUGUAACCUUCACCAUACAGUACAUUGCUUUACACAAAGAACGAGAACUUGUUUUAGUGUAUGGAUUGCACAUAUAUUCUGUUAAUAUACCUUCAUUACAGCAAUUGAGACACUGCAUUUAGGAAAGGCAAAGAUUUUUGUUAUAAAAGAGGUGUUAAUAGUAAUACAGUAAUAUAAUAAUGAGUAUGGAGUACAGUAAUAACUGUUCUGUUUAUCUUUUUAACCUGUGCACAUCCUCCAUAAGCACUUGUAAAUAAAGCUAUUCAGAUUAGGUAACUUUCUAAAAUUUUCUGGUAUGAAUUAAUGUAAAGUCUAUUUUAUUAGUUCAUCUUUGUUACACUACAAAAAAUAUGUAACUAAACAAACUUAAAUGACCUUGAGUAAAAAAAUAUUGCAAUCUAAAAUUGUCAUGUAUGGUAUAGUAUCCCCAAAAAGUAUCGGCCAGGAGGGGUCCGAUGACUUCUGAAAUGUUACAUGCAACUCGUGAUGUCCCGGGAGGGUUGGUAUCUGUGGCAUACUGAUCCUACUACAUUUGGUAACUGAACAUCAUAUUAAUUAUACUAAAAUAAAUACACAUUGCAUUGCUUAUGUUAACCUAUAUACCAGAGUAAAUGCAUGUCCCAAUAUCUAUCAUCUGUGGUCCCAUAAUGUUUCACACAGUGUGUGGACAGAUACUUUUUGGGGAUAUCCUGUACUGUACAAAGGACUCAAAUUUAAGUUUCGUAGAUCCAGUUGGAGUGGGCUUGAUCUUGAUUUAUUUUCUGCAGUUCAUUUUCUGGAGAGCUUUUUAACAUUUGGCUUUCACAGGUUUUUAACACUAGUUGCAACAAAAGUUUGAAGUUUGAAGAGUAUAUUUGCAGAAUAUUUUUUUCUCCUAAUAUACGUAUGUAGUUUACCAGUGUGCACUGGUAAAGACUACAGGUAAUGAGGUUAAAAUAGUUACCUGUUAACAAAGAUCCUUUAACACUCUUUUCAGAAAAUAAAUUUGAAUAAAGGUAUACAGUAUCUUGGUUAUUGUAGUUGAUUUAUUAGAAAGAAAGUAGUUAAGUGAAUCUACAUUUAGUGAAAUAUUUUUUUUUAUUGACAUUCAUAUUGACAAAAAGUGACCCUAUAAUUGAUCAAUGAAUUCACUAUAUCUGUGCAGUAAAAAAUAUUUACAAAAUAAUAAAUUAAAUGUAUCUAACUAGAGAUAGGAAUGAAGAGACAACAUACAUGAUGGAGUUGGGGGGAGAGUUGAAUGUCUACUGGGCUGCAGGCUAACCAGUUUCAUGCCAUGUUAAUAUACUGUAGCUACAUUAUAUGAAUGUUCCCUAACUUAUUAAUUAUGUUACAAUGAAACUAUGCAAAGGGAAGGUACAUAAAGCAAGGGAUACCUAUACAAUAAUCUAAGCUUUCUUACCAAGAUCUAGUGCCUAGAGCCAGUCUAAUAUCAUGAUUCUGGUUGCAAUCAGGUUUAGAAAUUGCUAUCUCAAUAUAAAUUUAAAGAAGCCAUACAGAAUCUUGAUUAAACCUUGGUAACUAAAUAAAAAAAAAAUUGCUUGCAUAGAGAAUUGUACAGUACAGGGGUUACCGACUUAACGAAUGUCUGACUUACAUACGCCUGCUGAUACGAACGGGGUUAAACUUGAAAUUUACAGGAUUUUAUUGACCCGAUGACCUUUUUUAUUUUCAUUUACUGAAUUUUGUCAUACUAUUUCUUUUGUCUUAAAUUAAGUGAUUUUUUAUGUAUAUAAAGACACGUUCAAAUUCAACUUAAGAAUUUCCUCAGAAAUAGAACCUGUUCGUAACCCCGGUGACCCCCCUGCACUGUACGUGUGUAAUUGCUAAUUAUACAAUAAUAAACCUUUCACCUAUUUUUCAUUUUGGAGUGAAAUUAUUUAUAUGAAUGUGAAAAAGUAUAAAACUUCAGAUGUAAUAAGUGAAACACAGUUUUGUUUGCAAGUAAUUAAAUUAAUUACCUUCAGUAAUGUAACAAGUGGAACACAGCUUUGUUUGCAAGUAAGUUAUUUACCUUGGGGAAAAAAAUAUCAUACAACUGAUUCCAACACUUAUCCAUCCAAUUUCAUAACAAAAUUAGUAGUUGAAGGUUUUUUGAAAAUCAAUCAAUUUUAUGUUUUAGUAUUAGAUACUUACUAGUAACAAUAUAUGUAAUUCAAAAGUUUCUCUCCUCAAGAAGUGGAAGAAGCUGUUAUAGUGCACUAAUUUUAUAAUUAAAAAAAAGAAAGAUUAAUAAUAAGUGGUGGUAAUGUAAUAAUUAUAUUUAAUUUAAAAUUACUUUUUUUAAUUGAUCUGUUUAAAUAACUUAAUGGUAUAUAUACAGUAUAUGUGGGAUUUAACAAUUCAUGUGUUUAUUUUGAUUUGUGUUAAUGUUGGGAAUGCACAAAGAUUACCGUCUUAAUGAAUAUAUAUGUAGCAUGAUCUCAUGCUUGUAAUGAAAUGGUUGUAUGGUCUUCAGGCUGGUUCAUUGUAGCGCUCCAGAACAAAUUUUUCAUGGUAAAACUUUUUUUUUUGUUUAGUCAAGAAAUCACUCAUUUGGAAGUCAGUUACAUGAAAGUUCUGCCUAUAUCCCAAAUAUGGUAUCUAGGUAUAGAGCAGGAGUAAUUCUUUACAUCAUGAUCUUGGCUUCCUCCUCCUUCCACAGACUGUCUUAGGACCUUGACUUAUUUGGUCUAUUUCCUACUGUUUGGAAGCCACAGAAAUGGUAGAAAGAAUGGGAGUACUGUACCAGUUUAUGCUAUUAACAUUUUGAGGUUAUGUGAUUUUUAAUAAACACUUGCACUAAUAUAUUUAUGCAAGAAAACUUUGGUUGUGAUGAAAUGCAGUGCUAAGUUUUAAGUGGUUAUGUAUCCAUGAUUAAGAUAUCAAGAACUGCAUAUAUCGCUGUCUUGCUUACACAUAUCAUUCUUAUGUAUUGUAUUUUUUAUUAAACUCACUUAGCCUCAAGUUGUACUAAAAAUAUAGUCAUUGUCUACAUACAGUCAGUAUUUGUAUAAAGCUUUCACUUAUUUGUAAACAAUGCAUUUCUAAAUUAUUUUAUUAUUUAUGUACCUGGUACUACAGACUGUUAUUACAGAAUUACUUGAAAUCUGUUUUACUGUACUGUAUACAGUACAGGUAAUUAUGUGGCAUUUGAGUUAUGGAGAAUGCGAGAAAUUCAUCCCACAUAAAUUUUACUAAGUCUGGUUUUGUUGAUUCAUAUGACAUUUUUAGAAAACUAAACAUAAAAGAAUGAAAUAUUGAACUUAAAUUGAUUUACAGUAUAGGCAAGACAAAUACUAUAGAUAUUUCUAGUGAAAAAGCUGCUGCUUAAAUUGCUCUUGUAUUAAAGAAAAUUUGGGAUGUGUGUGUUUUAUUGAAAAAUACUUUUUCAAAGGUUAUUAGUUAUGUUUCUCUCCGAUUUACUCUAUAAAACAUUUGAUUUUGAUGGGUAAUAAUGUAAUUCCCAAACAAAUAGGUAUGAAAAAAUAUAUUCAUGGAAACUAUCUGUAACAAGUUUAUAUACAGUAAUCUGAUUGUUAAGUUCAUACAGUACUGCAUUCUAAAAACUUUAUAUAUAUAUAUAAAAAUAAUGGUGCAGUCAUAUUGUUAUUGUGAUGCUCGUAGUACUCUGGACAAUCUUGUAACCACAGUGAAACUUUACCUAGAUACAAAUGUAAUCCAAAGGAAAUAACGAUAUAUUGUAUAUAUUAUUUUAAAAUGAACAGGUAUGAUUUUCAUUGUGGAAGAUUACAAUAGUCCUAAUGUGUUGCCUUACCUCGCUCAUCCUAAGAAAGGAUAGUGAUAUUUUUGUAUGCAAACAUUCUGGUCGUGUAUUUUACAGGUGAACAGGUCACAGGUCGACACCAAGAUGGGUCACCUUGGGGAUCUGAUUAGUCAUUGCUGGAAUCAGUGUGUGGGCUCUCCAGAUGAGAGACGCAUUGAACCAGUUUAAUUAACUUAGGGAUAGAGUAUAUGUUAUACAGAUCAACUGUUGGUGCUUCAUCAUUCAGGAGACAAUCUCGACUACUUCUGGCUCUAAAUCAAAUGUACAUGACAGUGUUUCAAAUAUCCAUUACUAUGGAUACCAUAGCACCUAAUAGUUAUCUUAUUGGUUUGUGAGGUAGUUUUGGGUUUAUGAAAAUAUCAGAUUCUUCAAACCCUUUGUUUUCAUUGAAAAAUUUAUUUAAAGUUAUGUUGUACUGUAUAUGCAUUAGAUAGAUAAAUCAAUUACAAAAUAUUAGCAAGAAACUACCCCAAAUUAUAAAGUAUAUGGUAAAUUUGUAACUAAAUUUUCAAUUUCAGGGAUAAGAAUUUUUUUGAUGCAAUAAAAUGUUGAUCUUU